Nymphaea colorata (pocket water lily) is the source of this 3326-nucleotide messenger RNA. Its product is annotated as G-type lectin S-receptor-like serine/threonine-protein kinase At1g11330. The record is from RefSeq and is a predicted model, not a curated record. NCBI's taxonomy places the organism in Eukaryota, Viridiplantae, Streptophyta, Magnoliopsida, Nymphaeales, Nymphaeaceae. The transcript has 7 exons. Bases 244 to 2748 code for a protein of 834 amino acids. Gene Ontology annotation, molecular function: protein serine/threonine kinase activity; ATP binding. Gene Ontology annotation, biological process: recognition of pollen; protein phosphorylation.
UUCUACGCGUCCUGACCACUGAAUCAUCUUCCACCACCAGAUUUUCUCUCGACGGAGCCGUUGCCUUUCUCCAUUGUUUCCUGCCAUCGAAGGGGCCCCCAUGCAACCUACAUAGUUCCUCCUCAACAGGUCCAUCUCUAUCUUUCAAUUUGAAAGAAAAAACAACUCAACCAUGAAUCCCCAAAAAGGAGUGAAAGCGUCGAAAGGAAUUCGCAGAGAAAAGCUCUGAUCAGUAUAGCAGUCAUGGUUUCUCCCUUUCUCCUCUUUAUUUGCUUCAUUCUUUUCGCCAUCCCGUUCCCUCGGAAUUGCCAUGCUUUAGGAAACUUAACAGCAGGGCAAACACUGAAUCUGACUGAGACCAUCGCAUCAGCAACGAACGCCUUCGUGCUGGGCUUUUUCAUACCAAGGGGCAGCCCUUCUCAGGGUAGGUACUUGGGGAUAUGGUACUAUGAUGUGCCUCAGACCGUCGUAUGGGUGGCCAACAGGGAGAGUCCGAUCCCGGCGAAUGAUUCCGGUGCAGUUCUUUUACUCCCCAACAAUGGAAGCCUCUCAAUUCUCGACGGAAAUGGACGGAAAGUAUGGUCGGUGGGCGAUUUGCCGGGAUCAGGUAGCGAUGCGUUUGCGGAGCUCCAGGAUAGCGGGAAUCUGGUGAUAACUCAGAGCAACAGGGCAAAUCGUGUAUGGGAGAGCUUCAGGUACCCAACGGAUACGUUCCUGCCGAACAUGCAGUUUAUCGUGAACACCAGGACCAGCGAGUCAGUGCUGUGGAGGUCAUGGAAGAGUCCGGUGGAUCCGGCGCCGGGUCCGUUCUCUCUGGGCCUGGAUCGCUACGGCCAACAGCUCUACCUUUGGAAUGGCUCGGUACCCAUCUGGCGGAGCGGUCCGUUGAGGGGCCGGACGUUCACCGGAAUCUCAAACAUGUCCGAUUUCAGCAUAUUUGGAUUCAAUCCGAUGCAGGUGGGCGACGAGUACUCGAUCUCUCUCGCCCCCAACUUCACCGCUCUGACCAGGUUCGCGCUGGAAUACACCGGGGAGAUUAAAGAGUACGAGUGGAGCUCUAGCAACAAGUCCUGGAAUCAAGCCUGGCUCCAGUUUACAACCCCAUGCGACUUCUAUGACCGGUGCGGGGACUUCAGCGUCUGCUACCAGGACCGUCCGGAGGAGUGCGAGUGCUUAACUGGGUUCAAGCGUAGUUCCGGCGGGUGUGUCCGGCAGAGGCCAAUCGGCUGUGUUGAUAAGAACAGCAGCGGCGCCGAUGCCGGUUGGAAUUCCGGUAACUUCGAGCCUUUGCUGAGGAUGAAGCCGCCGGACCAUGGAACAUUGAAUCAGUCGAUUGUUGGUCAGGAGGGGUGCCAGCAGUGGUGCCUCAGCAAUUGUUCGUGCACGGCAUACGCGUACGCGCAGGGCAUGGGCUGCCUGGUGUGGAACGAGAAGUUGGUGGACCUUCAGCAGUUCAUGGGCGUUGACGACGGAAUUAGCCUCUACAUUAGACUAGAUUCUCAGAAGAAGAAAUCGCCGGCAGUCAUUUACGGAACGACUCUCGCGUCAGCUGCAAUUUGUGCUGUUGGGCUCUAUUUGUUGUGGAGAUACUGGGGACGACUGAAAAGUUUUAGUAGAAAACCAAAGGUAGGGGAUGGCUUGAAGGAAGCACAGUCAAGUGAUAUUACCAGCCUGCAGCUGGUGACCCAUGGUUCAAUCGGUCCCAUCAAUGCGCGUGAUGAGGAAAGCCACCAAUUGCCGUUGAUCGACUUCAAUACUUUAAGAGCUGCCACAAACGAUUUCUCGGAUGCAAAUAAGUUGGGAGAAGGGGGAUUUGGCCUUGUUUACAAGGGUAAGCUACCAGAAGGACGCGAAAUAGCAGUGAAGAGGCUCUCAAGGAGCUCCGGACAAGGGUUGGCGGAGUUCAUGAACGAGGUGAAGUUGAUAGCGAAGUUUCAACACCGCAAUCUUGUGAAGCUUCUUGCUUGCUGCAUUGAGAAGCAAGAAAAGAUGUUGAUAUACGAGUAUAUGCCCAACAAGAGCUUGGAUGCUUUUCUUUUUGAUCCAGCAUUCAGUCGGCAGCUAGACUGGGAAAAGAGGUUCAGAAUUGUGCAGGGGAUUGCAAAGGGACUUCUCUAUCUUCACCAAGAUUCACGACUCAAAGUUGUUCAUAGGGAUCUCAAGCCCAGCAAUAUCCUGCUUGAUGCCACUUUGAACCCCAAAAUUUCAGACUUCGGGAUCGCAAGGAUAUUUGGUGCCGACCAAUCCCAAGUCAAUACUACCAGAGUCGUUGGUACAUAUGGUUAUAUGUCUCCAGAGUACGCCUUAGAAGGCAGGUUUUCAAUUAAAUCAGAUGUGUUCAGCUUUGGGGUACUAGUCUUGGAGAUCGUGAGUGGGCAGAAGAUGACAAGGUUCUACCACGAAGAGCUUCUUCUCAACCUUCUUGGAUAUUCAUGGAAGCUGUGGAAGGAAGGCAACGCCUUGGAGUUGCUGGAUCCGUCGCUGGAGGGGCAAUGCUCCGAAAUGGAAGUGUUGAAGUGCAUCAACGUGGGACUGCUUUGCGUGCAGGAUGAGGCUACAGAUCGGCCAUCGAUGUGUGCAGUUAUUCAAAUGCUGAACAGUGAAGCAGCAAACUUCUGCGAGCCGCAGAUGCCGGCCUACUACUCCAGGAGAAGACUUUUGGACAACUCUUCUUCAUCUUCUGACGCCUAUCCGAUCAGAAGCCGAACUGUGAAUGGUCUUACCGUCUCUGAAGUGAAUCCUCGAUGAACCAUGGGCGUUUGUCUCAAAUAUUGGCAGCUGGCUCAAUUUUGAAGGUUUGAAAUUGUAAAAAAAAAAGACAAGAUUCAUGGGACAAGAAGGCUAAGUCCGAACCAUGUAAACCAUCCUCAAGGCCGUGACGUUCAAAUGGGCAGCCGAGAUGAUGAAAGGCCAGAACAGGCUAUUACAUGGCCCGGUUAAGAGCUGAAACCUUCUCCUUUUCCUUUGUUUUCAGGUUCUCAAAUCGAUCAGCAUUGAUACUAGGUAGCGAGAUUUUCAUGUGUUUCAACUUGUAUGUUUGACCAACUCCUCCUACGGCAUAGAGACAUCUAUAACCCGGCACCUCUAGCUUGCCCAUUUGAGCCAUGCCCCUCGAGCCCAAAGCAGGUUAUCCCAUGCUUGAAAGGUAACAAGCUAUCAGAUGGAUUUAAUGCUAAGGGAAAGUGGGUUCUCAUGUGCUGAGCCACCCUUGACAGCUGAACCUGUUACCAGGCAGAGAUAAUUCUCCGGGAAAGUGGGUUCUCGAUGAGCUCAGCCAUCGCGUCCAAUUCAAUAGCUGAGGGAUGAUUUGGUGUUUUGAUUGUAUA